Nycticebus coucang (slow loris) is the source of this 3474-nucleotide messenger RNA. It is a transcript of the gene ICA1L, whose product is annotated as islet cell autoantigen 1 like. The record is from RefSeq and is a predicted model, not a curated record. The coding region runs from base 683 to 2134 and encodes 483 amino acids. The transcript has 14 exons. Gene Ontology annotation, biological process: regulation of transport. NCBI's taxonomy places the organism in Eukaryota, Metazoa, Chordata, Mammalia, Primates, Lorisidae. Gene Ontology annotation, cellular component: Golgi apparatus. Gene Ontology annotation, molecular function: protein domain specific binding.
CACACCUCAGAGGGCUCACAGUUCCUCAUUGUGAUGUUUUAACCGUUCGGUGUUUGUUAUUAUUAUUCUUAUUAUUUUUUGAGACAGUUUCGCUUUGUCGCCCUGGGUAGAGUGCCGUGGCCGUUUGGUGUUUGGUAUUUCAGUUAAGUAAAGGCGCAUUCAGGAAAGGAGGAAUAGAACGGGUCCAGGAGUCCGCUCAAGAACCGACAGAGACACCAUGGGACUCUACCCAGGGUGACAGCUUGAGAUUCUGUCUCGAAAAAAAAAAAAGAAGAACCGACCUAGAGACUAGUCGGUCCGGAGCCGGUCUUCGGUGCGGCUAGGCUGGCGCCCGCGGGGAGGCAGGCCGACGCCGCGGCCGGGUGCUGGGCCGCCCGGUUUAAACCUCCCGCCUCCCGCGGCGGGAGCCCGACACCUCCACGCGCUGGUGCGGAGGGGCACGGGCUGCGGCAGCGGCGGAGGCCGGACGGGUGCCGGGACGGACCUCCGCGCGGCCGAACGCGACCUGAGGCAGCGGAGGACCGGCGCGUCGCGGCUCCGGCGUCGCGGCAACGUACUGUAAGGCGAUAUUACUUUAAUCAUCUUCACACCAAUAUUUAUGGAGUAGCGACAGGUGCCUCAUCCUUUAGAAGGAGUUAAUUGUACAUUUACUGGCCAAAUAAACAUCUCCUAAUGUCACUCCAUGGAUUCCUUUGGGCAACCAAGACCAGAAGAUAACCAGUCAGUAGUCAGCAGAAUGCAAAAGAAAUACUGGAAAACUAAACAGGUCUUUAUCAAAGCAACAGGAAAAAAAGAGGAUGAGCAUGUGGUGGCAUCUGAUGCUGAACUUGAUGCUAAACUUGAGGUUUUUCACUCUAUUCAAGAGACAUGCACCGAACUUCUGAAUAUAGCCGAGAAAUAUCAACUGAGACUCAAUGUUAUAUCAGAGGAAGAAAAUGAGCUAGGGCUCUUUUUAAAGUUUCAAGCAGAACGGGAUGCAACUCAAGCUGGCAAAAUGAUGGAUGCCACUGGCAAGGCACUCUGUUCUUCAGCCAAGCAAAGAUUGGCCUUAUGUACUCCCCUCUCUCGUCUUAAGCAAGAAGUAGGAACAUUCAGUCAAAGAGCAGUGUCUGAUACCUUGAUGACAAUUAAUCGGAUGGAGCAAGCACGCACAGAAUACAGAGGAGCUCUACUGUGGAUGAAAGAUAUAUCCCACAAACUGGACCCAGACACCUUAAAACAAAUGGAAAAGUUCAGAAAAGUACAGACCCAAGUGAGAAAUAGCAAAGCUUCUUUUGACAAGUUAAAGAUGGACGUUUGUCAGAAAGUGGAUUUACUUGGAGCUAGUCGCUGCAACAUGCUAUCUCAUUCACUUACUACCUACCAGAGAACACUGCUUGGAUUCUGGGAGAAAACAGCUCGAAUGAUGUCCCAAAUCCAGGAGGCCUGUAUUGGCUUUCAUCCACAUGAUUUUGUAGCUCUCAAGCGAUCACAAAACACUACAAGCAAGCUUACUGAAGACCACAAAGAAGAACAAAUAGAAGGCAGUUUUCUUACUGAAAACCUCAAUAAGUUAAUCUUGUCAGAUGAGGAAGCAAGCUUAGGGAAUGAAUCAGCAACCACAGAUUACAAGGAAAAACAUUUUCAAAUGAGAGAAUUUGGAGCAUCUCCGUUUCCUAACUCUGAAAAUGUUGCAAAAGAUCUACCUGUGGGUUCACUAGAGGGAGAAAAUUUUGAGAAGGAAUUCUCAUUUCUGCACAGCCUCCUAAGUCCUGGUUCUUCAAGUAUUGGUGAAUUUACCCACGAAUGUCAGACUGCCUUUGGGAGCCCCAUUGCCAGUCUCACAUACCAGGAGCCUUCUGUGGGGUCUGAGCCUCUUGCUCAUUCCUCUAGAUUCCUUCCUUCACAACUCUUUGACCUUGGACUUCAUGCCACUGGAACUUUCAACAGCUGGGUCUCUCGAGAAAGAUCAGAACUUCCUCUUCCACACAUUGAUAACCAGCCAGUGCCUUCACAGAGUCCAAAGAAAUUAACAAGAUCCCCCAACAAUGGUAGCCAAGACAUGUCAGCCUGGUUCAAUCUAUUUGCAGACUUGGAUCCUCUUUCAAACCCAGAUGCUAUUGGACACUCAGAUGAUGAACUUCUUAAUGCUUGACUCCUGUUAUAAUGUGACUUUAAUGGCCUUGAGACAUCAAUUUUGCAACAUAUUGCCUUUGCGGAAAGGAGUUUAUAUUGUAACCCACACACAAAAGCAUGGUGUUUGCAAACACCUGACAGUGUCACUGUCAGUGUCACCUGACAGUCAACCUUAGACAGAUGGUAAGGACCACAUUUGAACAGAUUAAGUACAUCUUUAGUAUCUUAGGUUUGCAGUUGUUGAUACUCUGUGGAAAAUAUUGCAAACUACUAAGUCUGGUAUUUACAUACCACAAUUUAUGUCAAAAUAAGUUAGGAAUAAUUCUGUCAAUAAGGAGUUGGACUAUUUAAGUUGCCUUGUCAGCUAUAAGAAUUCUCUAGGUGGAUAAAGGGCAGCAUGUAAGUUGGGUUGUAGUUUGAGGUUUAUUUAUUUAUAAAUAAAAUAGUGAUGAGAAGUUUUUCUGUUGUAGGAAAUAGCAUUAAAACCAGACCAGCUUUGUGUUUAAUUAGAAAGGUAGAAAAGAUCUGAGAACUCAAUUCUUUAAUGAAAUUACAGAGAAACUCAAUACUGUUUUUCUGUAUUUGGAGGCUAAAAUGGAAUGUUAUCAUUCAUACAAAAUCAUGGACAUCUCCCAAAUAUCUUAUUAAAUUUUCAUGGGGGAAGGAGCAUAAUAAUUAAUUUGCUAAAUCCAUUCUCUGGAGACACAGAAAAAUUUAUUUCCCAUCUUAUAAACCACUAAAUGCCUACAAAUAUUCAAGUCAUCGUGUCAGUAUCUUUAGGCCUGGUUUUUCAGACUGCUACUACAGUAAUAUGCAAUAUUCAUAUUUUUCCUGAAAAGAAAACAAGGGGAAAGUAUUCCCUAAGCAACUGGCAAUAGUAUUCCUAGAAUUACCUAUAAAUUUCUAUCUGAACGAGGCAGAGAACUCUGAACAUCUUAUCCUUAUACAUAUUUGCAUUACCUCAUAUUUUGUGACAUGAUUUAACCCAGAAUACUUUCUGGUUAAGAUACCGAAAGCUCUACCUGAUCAAUAAAAAGUAUUUCAUUUUCCACUUCAUUUCUGUGGGUGGCAUCAUCUAAGGCUCCAUUAUUUGAUUACCAAAUACUGUUAUCCUUGGAAGGUUUAGAAUCUAAGUACUGGGAAGGAAGACUAUUUAAUGGAAGCUGAUGAACACAAAACAGCUGUACACACUCAUCAAUUACUCAAUUUUCUGUCCUAUUUUCUUGCUCAUAGUUUUGAGUCGAUUUUCCAACAACAUUUAAAUAAGUUGUUCACAGUAGUUCCAUGUGAUCUUAGUUCUCAAUGGGCUUAUUUAUAAGAGAAUUACUUGUAAUGUCCAAGUUAUUGUAUAUAGAAAAC